This is a messenger RNA of Cordyceps fumosorosea ARSEF 2679, 1851 nucleotides long. RefSeq names its product general amino-acid permease GAP1. Lineage: Eukaryota; Fungi; Ascomycota; Sordariomycetes; Hypocreales; Cordycipitaceae. The transcript is spliced from 3 exons. Gene Ontology annotation, cellular component: membrane. Gene Ontology annotation, molecular function: amino acid transmembrane transporter activity. The record is from RefSeq and is a predicted model, not a curated record. Gene Ontology annotation, biological process: amino acid transmembrane transport. The coding region runs from base 1 to 1851 and encodes 616 amino acids.
AUGACGUCUCCCACCGGCGACGUUGAACUCGGCCCCACCAACACGUAUAAGAGCAAGGACGAGUCCGUAGCCUGCGGCAGCUCACACAGCAUGCGCGAGCCCGAGUACGAUCGGCGGCACCCGCCUCUGCGCUUCGAGCGCUUCAUUGAUACCUUUCGCCGGGACCCUAACUCGACCUUCCUGCUCGCCGACCAUGACCACGACCCGGCCGUCGCCCGCCGCUUACACAACGGUUCUCACUACUAUGACCUGCACCUCGCCGCCCUUGAGAAUGCCCACAUCGGCCUCUCCCGGAGCCUCAAGGGCCGCCACCUGCAGAUGAUUGCCAUCGGCGGCUCCAUCGGCACGGGUCUCUUCGUCGUCUCCGGGAAGGCGCUCAACGCUGGCGGCCCAGCCUCGGUGCUGAUCGCCUUUGCUAUCAUCGGCGCCAUGCUUUACACGACCUGCCAGGCACUCGGCGAGCUUGCCGUCCUAUUUCCCAUUGCCGGAUCCUUUUCCUCGUGGGCCACCAGGUUUCUCGAUCCGUCCUGGGGGUUUGCUAUGGGCUGGAACUAUGCUCUACAGUGGCUCUCUGUCCUACCACUUGAAAUUAUUGCCGCCUCCUUGACGAUAGGUUACUGGAACGAGAGGCUCACAAAAGCCAUUUUUGUGACCCUCUUCCUUACCACCAUUGUCCUAAUUAAUAUGUUUGGCGUGAAGGGCUACGGCGAGGCUGAAUUUUUCUUCUCUAUUAUCAAAAUUAUUGCCGUCGUUGGUUUCAUCUCACAGUCCCUCCUCACCUACAGACUCCUCGGCAUCGUGCUUAACUGCGGCGGGACACCCGAUGGCGGUUACAUUGGCGGCGAGUUCUGGCGGGACCCCGGCGCCUUUAAUAAUGGCUUCAAGGGCCUGUGCAGUGUCUUCGUCACGGCAGCCUUUGCGUUUACCGGAACUGAACUCGUGGGGCUGGCGGCGGCUGAAACGGCAAACCCGCGCAAGUCGUUGCCCACGGCCAUCAAACAGGUCUUUUGGCGUAUUACACUCUUCUACAUUGUCGCGCUGACACUCGUCGGCCUACUCGUCCCAUAUAACGACCCACGGCUGCUCGGUGGCGACAGUAAGGCUGACGCCAAGGCGUCGCCGUUUGUGAUCGCAAUUGAGGACGCCGGCAUCCAGAUCCUACCCUCGAUUAUGAACGCCGUUAUCCUCGUCGCCGUGCUUUCUGUUGGAAACUCGGCCGUCUUUGGGUCCUCACGCACCCUCGCCGCCCUCGCCAACCUCAACCAGGCGCCUAAACUACUCGGAUACGUCGACCGCAAGGGUCGUCCACUGGUUGCCAUUGUUAUCGCUGGUGCCGUUGGUCUCCUCGCCUACCUCGCCGACGCCAGCGGCGCGCAAUCCAACGUCUUUGACUGGCUCCUCGCCCUCUCCGGCCUCUCCUCCAUAUUCACCUGGGGCUCCAUCUGCCUCUGCCACAUCCGCUUCCGCCGUGCCUGGCACCUCGCUGGCCGCUCCGUCGCCGAGCUGCCCUUUCGCUCCCAGGUCGGCGUCGGAGGGUCCUAUUUCGGCCUCGCCCUCAACUUCAUCGUGGUUGUGGCACAGUUCUGGGUAGCUGCCUUCCCUAUUGGAUGGCGCACCAUGUCCGGCGCCGCCAUUGCCCAGAACCUCUUCCUCAAGUGGAUGAGCGCACCCAUCAUCCUCGUCUGCUACGGCGCGCACAAGCUCUUCUACCGCACUCGCUACGUUCGGAUCCGCGAAAUGGACAUCGAUACCGGCCGCCGCGACUGGAACCUCCCCGUCCUCGUCGCCCAGGAGAGGGAGGAGCGCAUGACCUGGCCUAAGUGGAAGAAGUGGUAUAAAUUCAUCUGUUGA